UCAAUAGCAUAUCGUAUCUCGUAUUCUUACUCUUACAAAAUUAUGCUACCUAUUCUGUUCUCGUUCACGUUCACGUCGUAUUCUCGGUACUUGUAUUCGAUUUCGUUUUUGUGUCGGUUCGAGACCAUCCUGUGCGAACAAAAGCAGUAAUAUCGUCCUACUGGUGGCCUUUUUCAUUCAAAAAAAUUUUUUUUCCCGGAUUCUUCGGUUUUUUUUGAGGAUUGUAUUAUUUAUAACGUCGCCGCCGCUGGAACAGAGGGUGUGUUACGUGUUAUCGAAAUUAUUCAUUCAACGUUGAUCGUCUUCGCAUCUUGUCAAGAUGAUAUGGUUUCACAAUGCGUGUGUUUGGGUGGCGAUUGUGCUGAUUUCAAUUGCUAUUACGGUCGUUCACAGCGAUCCGCUACCAGCAGCCAAAUCUAAAGUCGUCUCCGAAACAUCUAAAUCCAAUACUAGACACGAUCAUUCCGCAGAUGAUUGCCAAUACACGAAAGGACCGUGGUCGACGUGCAACCAGCAAACUUACACAAAAAAUCGUACGUUGACUUUGAAAGCCGGCCAAAAUGAAGCUAAAUGCCAAAAAACCAAAACGAUUGAAAAAAAAUGCAAGAAAGGUUGCCGAUACGAGAAAGGAACUUGGAGUAAAUGUAACGCCGACAACCAAAUGGUUCGCACGGACGUGCUUAGAAAUCCUAACGAGAGUGACCAGUCUUGCGAGAAAACCAGAGUGACUAGGAAAAGCUGCAAAAACAAAAACGACCGUCAGACCAAAGGACAGAAAAGAAAACACAAACAACAAGAUACAUCGACGGUGAAAAACAAGAGUAAACAAGAUUAGAUAGGCAUACGUAUAGUUAUUUUUUUCAUCUUGUCGACAUCUUCUUAUACUUACUUCAUGUUCAUAUCAAACAAAUCGAUUCCACGAGAUUGAAGAACACCCCUUAUAAAAACGUGUUUUUUAUUUAUUUAUUUUUUAUUUGAAAGAAGAAGAAAAAAAAAUAGAAAAAUUUAUACCUAUUUAUAAUGUACCUAAUUAGAAGCGUGUUUAAAUUGCUAGAUAAUUAUUUUUAUUACGUUUUGUAUCGCGUAUACGCGUACGCGUCAUUUUGCUUUCUUUUAUGUACACCUACUCGUACUUUUUGCCAAAUUUUUCUGCCCAUCCCUCUUGCCGUAAAAAAUGGUGUAUCCACAAUCCCACAGCCUCGGAUUAACGUACUCGUACAUUGAUUGGUGCCGAAUUGCCGAUAUACUCGUAUGUGUCCUCCGGAAUGGCAUCGUCACUAGAAUCUCGUUCAUUAUCCGUUCUACAUACAUAGGCCGAAUUAACCCUUAUAGUAUGAUUUGGACAACGUAACUACUGUACUCGUAUUUAGGUACCAUAAUCCUCUCAUCCUCGUGUGCGACUAGAGUCAAAUGAUAGCCGAUGGAUUCCGUAUUUGUACCAACGAGUACUUAUCUAAAAUCUGAAUUGAUAUUUAGGCCCUAUAAUUUCAUUAGUUAACGCUGUCACAAAGCGUGCGUACGUGUGUAGGCUGUGUACCUCAUAAUAAUAAUUAAUGUAUUGGAAUGUACGUAGACGUACAUGAUAUGUAGGUACUCGUAGCUUAAAUUGACCUACGGCAUAAUGCUCAUUCAUAAGUCUACUUAUGUGUGUUUUUUUUUGUUUUUUUUUUGCGUAUAUGUAUUUACUGUAUCGAAACGAACUACAUAUUUUAUCGUUGUAUCUACUUAUGUACCUUUGAAGUUUCGGACAAUAUUAUACGAUACUCCGUAUCUACCUAUGUACUACCUUAGUAUCUAGAAUCUAGUAUCUGCUAUUCACUCGCACCUAAUCAAUCGCUACUGAAUUUAUAAUCGAUUAAUCGUCAUCAACGAGCAAAGAAUGUAUUUCAUUUAUA
This is a messenger RNA of Planococcus citri (citrus mealybug), 1895 nucleotides long. RefSeq lists its product as uncharacterized. Gene Ontology annotation, biological process: mesoderm morphogenesis. Gene Ontology annotation, molecular function: growth factor activity; heparin binding. Lineage: Eukaryota; Metazoa; Arthropoda; Insecta; Hemiptera; Pseudococcidae. The coding region runs from base 320 to 835 and encodes 171 amino acids. Gene Ontology annotation, cellular component: extracellular region. The record is from RefSeq and is a predicted model, not a curated record. The transcript is spliced from 5 exons.